This is a messenger RNA of Diceros bicornis minor, 3330 nucleotides long. It is a transcript of the gene KRIT1, whose product is annotated as KRIT1 ankyrin repeat containing. Bases 712 to 2922 code for a protein of 736 amino acids. Gene Ontology annotation, biological process: regulation of establishment of cell polarity; negative regulation of angiogenesis; cell redox homeostasis. The transcript is spliced from 18 exons. NCBI's taxonomy places the organism in Eukaryota, Metazoa, Chordata, Mammalia, Perissodactyla, Rhinocerotidae. Gene Ontology annotation, cellular component: plasma membrane; cytoskeleton. Gene Ontology annotation, molecular function: protein binding. The record is from RefSeq and is a predicted model, not a curated record.
CACCAGCCCCAGACAGCCUGCAGCCCAGCGAGAAGCAGCACGAACGGCAGCAGUUCGGCCGCCGACCCGGAAGCUCUUCUGGCGCCAACCGCGAGGCCGCUAGGGGUGUGAACCCGGAAGCGAUUUCCUCGCCCCGGUAGCAGCGGGAUGGAAAUCUAAGGCCUUUGAAGACCUGGAAUCCCCUAGUUUCGGGAGAGGGUGAGGGGUGUAUGGUGCUGAGGUGCGAGAAGAAGGACAGUAAAGAGGCGGUGGACAAGAGGUUCUGCAAGGCCAGAGACCUGAGCUCUCUAGGCGCGGGGUGGGGAGCGCGGCCGAACACACCGGGCGGCUUCUGGUGGCAACCGUGGGUUUUUCUGUCACAGGAAGUUGGGCCCGGCCGCUGGGAAGGAGAAGGGAAGGAGGAAUGAGAAAGCGAUGACGGUCCCCCGCCCCCCAGGUGACUGUCCCACCCAGUGAGUUGAAUGUAGCGGCCCGGGAGGCGCUCGGCCGCCCGCACGGGUGAGACCGCUCGGUUUUCUUGGGGGAAACGAGGAGGAACAAGAUCCAUACUGCAGCGAGAGAAAACGAGAGGAGGCAUCCCUACAUUUCCUAAUUUGUGAGGUUUUAUCUUGAAGCCAUUGUUAAUCUGAAGUAAAAAGUAAUUUCUAAAUAGAAAUUCUGAGAAGAAAAAGGCCUCAUCCUUUUCACGUAGGAAGCUCUGUUGCAUGAGCAAUGGGAAAUCCAGAAAACAUAGAAGAUGCAUACGUUGCUGUUAUUCGUCCAAAGAAUACUGCCAGUCUCAAUUCUCGGGAAUACAGAGCUAAGUCAUAUGAAAUUUUGUUGCAUGAAGUUCCCAUUGAAGGACAGAAAAAAAAGAGAAAGAAAGUUUUGUUGGAAACUAAACUUCAAGGCAACAGUGAAAUAACACAAGGCAUAUUGGAUUAUGUAGUGGAAACCACCAAACCAAUUUCUCCUGCAAACCAGGGUAUCAGAGGAAAACGAGUGGUACUAAUGAAGAAAUUUCCUCUGGAUGGGGAGAAGAUGGGCAGAGAAGCAGCAUUAUUUAUUGUUCCAUCAGUUGUCAAAGAUAAUACUAAAUAUACAUAUACUCCAGGAUGCCCAAUUUUUUACUGCUUACAAGAUAUUAUGCGAGUCUGUAGUGAAUCCAGCACUCACUUUGCUACGCUUACAGCAAGGAUGUUAAUAGCCUUGGAUAAGUGGUUAGAUGAACGUCAUGCACAAUCUCACUUUAUUCCAGCUUUAUUCCGACCUUCUCCUCUUGAGCGGAUAAAAACUAAUGUCAUAAACCCUGCAUAUGCUACUGAAUCAGGUCAGACAGAAAACUCACUACAUAUGGGCUAUAGUGCACUAGAAAUAAAGAGUAAAAUGUUAGCCCUAGAGAAAGCAGAUACCUGUAUUUACAACCCUUUGUUUGGAUCAGAUCUUCAGUAUACAAACCGGGUAGAUAAAGUGGUAAUAAAUCCAUACUUUGGUCUAGGAGCUCCAGACUAUUCAAAAAUCCAAAUUCCCAAACAGGAAAAAUGGCAGAGAAGCAUGAGCAGUGUCACAGAAGACAAGGAACGACAGUGGGUGGAUGAUUUUCCUCUCCAUCGAAGUGCCUGUGAAGGAGAUUCAGAAUUACUAAGCCGUCUUCUCAAUGAAAGAUUUUCAGUCAACCAAUUAGAUAGUGACCACUGGGCACCCAUUCAUUAUGCAUGCUGGUAUGGGAAAGUUGAGGCCACUCGCAUAUUAUUAGAGAAAGGGAAGUGCAAUCCAAACCUUUUAAAUGGGCAGCUUAGUUCUCCUCUUCAUUUUGCUGCUGGAGGAGGACAUGCUGAAAUAGUACAGAUUCUCCUAAACCAUCCAGAAGUUGACAGACACAUAACAGACCAACAAGGAAGAUCCCCUUUAAAUAUUUGUGAAGAAAACAAACAAAAUAAUUGGGAAGAAGCUGCAAAAUUGUUGAAGGAAGCCAUUAACAAACCAUAUGAAAAAGUUCGAAUAUACAGAAUGGAUGGAUCAUACCGUUCUGUUGAACUGAAACAUGGAAAUAAUACAACAGUGCAGCAGAUAAUGGAAGGAAUGCGUCUCUCUCAAGAAACACAGCAAUAUUUCACUAUUUGGAUCUGUUCAGAAAACCUCAGCCUCCAACUCAAGCCUUAUCAUAAACCCUUGCAACAUGUUCGUGACUGGCCAGAAAUACUUGCUGAAUUGACUAAUUUGGAUCCCCAAAGGGAAACACCACAGCUUUUCCUAAGAAGAGAUGUGAGACUUCCUUUGGAAGUUGAAAAAAAGAUUGAAGACCCACUAGCUAUUCUUAUUCUCUUUGAUGAAGCCAGAUAUAAUUUAUUGAAGGGCUUUUAUACAGCUCCUGAUGCCAAACUAAUAACAUUGGCAAGUCUACUGUUGCAAAUAGUUUAUGGAAAUUAUGAGAGUAAGAAACACAAGCAAGGUUUCCUAAAUGAAGAAAAUCUAAAAUCUAUUGUACCUAUUACCAAAUUGAAAAGUAAGGCACCUCACUGGACAAACCGAAUACUUCAUGAAUACAAGAAUCUUAGUACAAGUGAAGGUGUCAGUAAAGAAAUGCAUCACCUUCAGCGCAUGUUCUUACAGAAUUGUUGGGAAAUUCCUACAUAUGGAGCAGCUUUUUUCACAGGACAGAUAUUUACAAAGGCAAGCCCCAGCAAUCAUAAAGUCAUCCCUGUGUAUGUAGGAGUGAAUAUAAAAGGACUUCAUCUCCUCAACAUGGAAACGAAGGCUCUACUCAUCAGCCUUAAGUAUGGUUGUUUUAUGUGGCAAUUGGGAGAUGCUGAUACAUGCUUUCAGAUCCAUAGUAUGGAAAAUAAAAUGAGCUUUAUAGUACACACAAAACAGGCUGGCCUCGUGAUAAAACUGUUAAUGAAGCUAAAUGGACAAUUAAUGCCUACUGAAAGAAAUUCGUGAGCGGAAAGCAGCUGAUCCUUAAGCCACCACAGUUUGUGAUGCAGAUUUUUUCCAUGAAAGAUUUCUUAAACUAUUACAUUUAACAAGGCAUUUAGUCUCUUGUAAUAUAUAUGUAUAUUAUUACAUUGUACAGAAUCUGUACUUAUGUUUGGUGUGUAAUAUACCAAUUAGUUUUAUAUAAUAUUCUCAUAAGCUAUUCUAAUUUUUCAGAGAAACACACAAAAAGGUGUAGAUUGAUAGUCUGUAUAAUAUUAGACAAAAUAGUAAGCUUUAUAAAAAAUUAUUUUUGGUAAAUGGUAAAGAUUUUAGAGUGGAAUGUGAUGAAAUAAAAAUAUAGCUUUGCUAUGGCUUUGUGUGUCAUUUCAAAAUAUACUGAAAGUCAACAUGAUUUGAAUAAAGAAAAUAUAU